Messenger RNA from Ipomoea nil (Japanese morning glory), 528 nucleotides. RefSeq lists its product as uncharacterized. The coding region runs from base 1 to 498 and encodes 165 amino acids. The record is from RefSeq and is a predicted model, not a curated record. NCBI's taxonomy places the organism in Eukaryota, Viridiplantae, Streptophyta, Magnoliopsida, Solanales, Convolvulaceae. The transcript is spliced from 4 exons.
AUGUUAAGGUAUAUUAAAGAACUUUAUAUUAAUAACAAUAAGUCAAAUGCUUCAAAGAAGUUGGUGGUUUUGAAAAUUGCACGGACGAGAUGGGGAGACUUCAAGAGUAGAUUAUUACGUGAGUUUGUACACAAGAAGCAUCAAACGUAUAACUCUCCUACAGAACUUUAUGACUUUUUGAGUGCAGAACAAUGGGCGAAGUUUGUAGCUAGUCGGCAGUCUGAAGAGUUUAAGGAAAGAAGUCAGAAGGCUAGGGAAUUGCAGGCGUUAAAUGAGCAUCCACACUUCUUAGGUUCUAGUGGAUAUGCGAAGAGACGACAAGAGUGGAUGAAAGAAGAUCCCCUAUCUUCACAAUCUUCGUGUGCGUCAGUUAGCUCGUCUUUGUUGUCCGAUGAUCGCAGCUUUGAUUGGAUACGAGCAAGAACAAAAAAAAAGCAGAUGAUGGAAGUUACUUUAUUCCAAAUGAAAAAACACAGGAAGUGUUUCAUAAAAUUAUAGAAAAAUGUGAAGAACUUGAUCAAGGAAAAU